This is a messenger RNA of Aspergillus fischeri NRRL 181, 1065 nucleotides long. Its product is annotated as putative extracellular guanyl-specific ribonuclease. NCBI's taxonomy places the organism in Eukaryota, Fungi, Ascomycota, Eurotiomycetes, Eurotiales, Aspergillaceae. The transcript is spliced from 3 exons. The record is from RefSeq and is a predicted model, not a curated record. The coding region runs from base 1 to 1065 and encodes 354 amino acids. Gene Ontology annotation, molecular function: RNA nuclease activity; RNA binding.
AUGUUGUUCGACAUGAAGUCCAUCGUCCUCUACGGACUCAUGGCCCUCGCCCAUGCCUCUCCUCUCCCUGAGCUCAGCAAGCGCGCCAAACUCGGCGACUUCCAAUGUCCCGACGGCACACUAUCUGAACAUGACAUCCGCGAGGCCCUGCACGAGUGCCGCAGACUCAACGACGGCUCCAUUGGCAAAUACCCGGCCUACUUUGGCAACAAGAGCAACAACCAAAAGGUGUUCGGCAAUAUUCCCGAUGGCACCGAUCUGCGGGAAUUCCCCAUCAUCGUGGGCGGAGUGUACAGUGGCGGCGAACCUGGCCCGUACCGCGUGGUCACAGACUACAAGGACAACCGUGGCGAUUUCCGCGGUGUGAUGCAGCAUACCGGCGCAACUGUUGGGGGCGCCUAUACGGCCUGCACACGCGUCACAAACACCAAGCGCGAGCCUGGCAAAGACAAGGAUGACAAGAACAAGCACGACAAGGACAAGGGCGACAAGAAGGGUGGCGAUGAAAAGCGCAGUGCCCAAACGACGGGACUCGAGCGCACCGUUCAGGAGACGGAGAACGACCUUAACGACCUGACCAAGCGCGAGCCUAAAAAAGACAAAGAUGACAAGAACAAGCAUGACAAGGGCAAGGACGACAAGAAGGGUGGUAAUGAGGAGCGCAGCGUCCAGGAGACUGAGACUGAGGUCGAGGAAUCCACCGGCCACAUUAUCAGCGACCUGACCACCCGCGGCAAAAAGAAGAAGAUCGGUAGCGCUACCUGUACCGACGGCGUUACACUUUCCCAGGACGAUGUCGCCAAUGCGUUCAAAGAGUGCAAGAAGUGGGAUGACUAUGGCAGGGGCGGUUACCCCCACAAAUUUGGCAACAAGAGCGGUAACAGUCAGAUCUUUGAGGGCGUCACCAAGGACCUGCGCGAGUAUCCUAUUAUCCAAGGUGGAACUUGGACUGGCGGCGAACCUGGCAAGUACCGUGUUGUCACCGACUACAGCGACAACUUUGUUGGAGUGAUGAUUGAGAAUGCUGGUGCUUCUUUCUCCCGCUGCACUGUCAACAGUGAUUAG